AUGAAUCAAGAACUAUCUCGAAAGGAUAAAAGAAGGCAUAACAUCGAAACAAAGGUAAGUAAGAUUUACCACAACUUCAUAUUGGACAAGGAUUCGCAUUACAAAAAUCGUUUGACUUCUUUACAAACAGAUUUGACUACAUUGCACCAGGGCAACAAUAAAGCGUAUAUUCGUAAAGUACGUGAUUUGGAAGAAGCAAGAGAUUUGGAGUUAGUAAGACUGCGUCUAUAUGAAGAGUACAGAGUAUCUCGCUCCAGUAUAGAGUUUCAAGAGGACAUUGAAAGUGCGAAAGCAGAGCAUGAAAAAUUGGUCAAAUUGUGUAAGGAGAAACUGUAUGAGUCUAUCGAACAGAAGAUAAAGCAGCUGCAAGAAGACAGGCUACUGAUGGAUGUUGCGAAUACACAUUCGUAUGCGAUGGACUAUACCAGAACAAAAUUUCAAAAAUAUACAAGAAGCCAUACGGCUAGUGGUUGGGAAUCCUCGUCUAAUGAGCUUGGUAGGGAGUCUCAGAAUGAAAGUGCUACAGAUACUGGGAAUGAAAGAAGGUUUCUCAGAAAACGUGUGGGAGUGAAGGGAGUAAAUGGUUCCUCAAGACUAGGGAAAAACGCAGACGAAUCAGAUUUCCAGACCAAUUCCUCUAGUAACGUUGUAACGAACCUCAACGGUAAAAUUAGCACUCUUUCCAGGCAGACCAACAACGAGCCCCGUACUGACGUCAACUCUGACACUGAUUUCCUUCAAUCAAUAAGCGAUAGCGGGAAUCUUCAUACGCUGCUAUUUGGCGAAAAGGAAUCCGAGAGUAAAGCUAACGACAAAAAGAAGCACAGAACAUCUCAACGAUAUACAGCAAAAGCAGCGCCUCCACUCCAGUCGUUGAAGCCAGAUGAAGUAAAGGACGAUAUAGCUUUCAUAAGGCAGUUGACCAGCCAACCACCCGCACCAUUCAAAAGUCGUGUCGUGGAAUGA
Zygotorulaspora mrakii is the source of this 966-nucleotide messenger RNA. It is a transcript of the gene SDS3, whose product is annotated as Sds3p. Gene Ontology annotation, biological process: negative regulation of transcription by RNA polymerase II. Bases 1 to 966 code for a protein of 321 amino acids. The transcript is spliced from 2 exons. NCBI's taxonomy places the organism in Eukaryota, Fungi, Ascomycota, Saccharomycetes, Saccharomycetales, Saccharomycetaceae. Gene Ontology annotation, cellular component: Sin3-type complex. Gene Ontology annotation, molecular function: histone deacetylase binding. The record is from RefSeq and is a predicted model, not a curated record.